Mercenaria mercenaria is the source of this 12848-nucleotide messenger RNA. RefSeq names its product TBC1 domain family member 30-like. The transcript has 11 exons. Gene Ontology annotation, cellular component: endoplasmic reticulum. The coding region runs from base 912 to 3977 and encodes 1021 amino acids. The record is from RefSeq and is a predicted model, not a curated record. NCBI's taxonomy places the organism in Eukaryota, Metazoa, Mollusca, Bivalvia, Venerida, Veneridae.
UAUAUAUAUAUAUACCCGAGUUACUUGGUUGAAGCAAACUGGAAGGAUUAUUUACAACUUCCUUUACAAAAAUAUGAACUGUUCAGUUUUGUGCUGGCCAAGUUUUUCUGGAUACACUCACACUAGAGACACUUUCAAUAAUCCAUUCUGUAUUUUAUUUUUUUUCUCAUCUAGUUAACUUUACAUAAAAAUGUCAUGCAAAAUACCCAUUUCCUUUUGAAGUAUGAAACUGAGCCAUUAUUUAUAGUUAAUGAAACAAUCAUCAUUGGUAUCAGUGUUGUGUACAAACAGAUGCUGUAUUCAAAUCCAUGGUAUCUCUUGAGAGUUAAACUGAUGGAAAAAUUGUUUGUCUUUAGAUGAUAACUACUGUAACUUAAAGGAAAGCGUGUUAUUGAAUUUGAUUGCAAAUUACGGCCAAUGACGUAGAAAUGAUUAUCAUGAGGGAGUGGGCGCUAGUUUGGUCACCAAAAUAACUGCUAGCUAGAGACGAAUAUUGGAGGUAUUGGAAUAUUGGAAUUUUGUCAGCCUUUGAUAGAAAUUGAUUUUUGUCUACCAGAGUUUUCUUUGUGAUUCACAGAGUCAUGCUUGGGAUAUUGUGUUACCACUACGGAGGCAUUUAUUUAUACUUCUUCCUUUAGAAGCAGUUUAAUUUUCUGUGUAGGUUAAAGUGGAUAAAUGUUUGUCUUUUGACGCUCCUGGAUUAUUGAGUUCUAAGUAAAGAUGAGUUUGUCUGUAGACUUCAUAAAACGUACAACAUUCUUUACUUAAUCGACACUCUUCUUCCAAAGGCUACAUGAUUGUAUAUUUAGUGUUCUGGUAGUGUUAAGAUUAAUAAAUUGCUGCUAGAUAUUAAUUCAACUGAAAUAUGGAUUUUUCAAGCGGAAUACCGUAGAUAGAUUGUAGAGAGGGAAAUGUUUGGGUUUUUGAACUACAUUAACUUGGGUAGGCCUCUCAGUUCACCUCUGAUUGAUACAAGUUCUGAACAUUUUGGAAAACCUGGUAUUGAUACAAGAAUGAAAUUUUCUGUGGAACCAUCGAGUGGGGACAGUGCAUUUGAGCAGUGGAAAGAUGCUAUGAAAGCUGUUGCUAGGUUACCACUUGGGAUCCCGGCAGAAUUCAGAAAAAAGGUGUGGUUGAGUUUAGCAGAGCAGCAUAUUAAAGAGAUGAAAAUAGACUGGGAUAAGACGGUUCGAUUUGCUUUCAAUGAAAGAAGCAACCCUGAUGAUAAUAAGCUUGGUCUACAAAUUGUUAAGGAUCUACACAGGACUGGUUGUAGUGGUUUCAGUGGUGAAGACAAUGAAGAAGAGAGAGCCUUAUUGAAGAGAAUAUUAUUAGCUUAUGCUAGAUGGAACAAAGUGGUUGGGUAUUGUCAGGGUUUCAACAUGAUAGCCGCUCUACUGCUUGAGGUCAUGGACAGGAAGGAGUCAGAUGCUUUGAAGGUUAUGAUAUACUUGAUAGACCAUGUACUACCACAGGGAUACUUUGCCAACAACCUUCGAGCCCUCUCUGUUGAUAUGGCUGUGUUCAGGGAUCUGUUGAAGAUAUUCCCAAAGUUGUCUCGACAUCUAGAUUACCUGCAGCAUGCUCAAGACCAGACCUCAGGUGGAUGUUACGAGCCUCCACUUACUAAUGUGUUCACUAUGCAAUGGUUCCUCACAUUGUUUGCUACCUGCCUGCCAAAAUCUACAGUCCUACGUGUCUGGGACUCCAUACUCCUUGACGGCUCGGAGAUAUUGUUGAGAACUGCUCUAGUCAUAUGGGGAAAACUAUCUAGUCGCAUCCUCACUGUGUCCUCGGCAGAUGAGUUUUACACGCUCAUGGGAGAUAUCACCCAGGAAAUGCUAGAAGGAAAUAUUCUCGAUGCAGAUUCAAUGAUCAAGAGUAUUUACUGUAUAGCCCCCUUCCCACUGCCUCAGCUAACAGAAUUGCGUGAAAAAUAUACUUACAAUAUACGACCUUUCACCCCUUCUUCAAAGAAGGCAUCUUGGCCAGAAGGAACUGUGCUGCCUAGCGAUGAGGAUGACCUUGAGGAUGAAGAUUUAGAAAAUAUUACAUGUUUUACAGGAUUUAUACCAACUAACGUUUCAUCUAGUGUCAAACAUCAUAAAGGUUUAGAAGGCAACCAAAGGACAGGCAGCUUACCUGAUAUUUCCUCCCUCGGUCCAGGAGCGUAUGGUAUGGGACCAGCUGACGGUUCUGGUGUACCGAACAUUCCGGCAUACAUGGAGAGAAUGUCAACCGACAUAAGUGCACUUAAGAAACAAUAUACCAAACUUCGUCAGCGACAGAACCAGGCUCAUAUAAUUCUUACUUCUGCUUCCGCGAGACAUCAGGCUAUGAAGUCCAAACCAAUGAUGCCUAAGAUAGAGACACCGACUGCCAUGAACCAUUUGUUCCUUAACAAACAAAACAUCAAGGGACGCAACAGGUUCAUAGCUGAAGGACCUAGAAUUGCCAAUGUCUACCCUGUGUUUGAACCCCAGGCAUUGAACAAACAGUCAAAGAAGAGUAAAAAUAAAGCUUUACAGUCAAAUGGUGAGAAACAGAAGUGGAACCAGAAGAUGAAGACAGAGAAGAACAUCGAAGAAAAGGCCUCAUGUAGCAAUGGUCAGUUACAGAUCAAAACUUCAGCAACUGCUGCAGCUGAUAAUGAACUACAUAAAAACACUAAUAAUUCCAGUUCUGUAGAUGUUACUGAGAAUAUUCCUAAACAAGAAUCUGAAGAUUCUACCAAGUGUGAUAAUAUUAAAGAACAUGGUGCUGAAACUUCUGAUGAUCCAAGCAUAGCAGAAUCAAAAAGUUCUGGUAAGUGUGUUCAAAGAGUUCUUCAGCACAAAGAUUCUGGAUUGGGCUAUUCAGUGAGUUCACCAUUAUUUUCAGGCUCUUCUACAGAAAGCUCCCCACAGCAUUCCAGCUAUUCCUCUGUAGAAAGUAGUUGUAGGUCUAAAUGUGAUGAAGCAGAUGCAUCUGAACAUUUGAAAGGUGAAGAGAUUCAGUCUGUAGGAACUUCUGACAUAGUGGAUUCUAACUUGUCUGAAAAUUAUGAUAAUCAUAUAAGUGAUCUUUCUAAUUUGGUAAAAGAGAUCUGCGACGCUCAGUGCAAUGAUUGGCCUACUGACAAACAAGAAAUGGAUAGUAAAAUUUGUAGAAAUGUUGAAGAAUACAAUGAAAGAGAAAAAAAUAUUGCUGAUUGUGAAAAUUACACAAAUGAAGACAAGGUUGGUGGCAAAAGUGAUGUAGACAUCACAGAUGUGAUUAGUGAUGAUUAUAACAAGGGUAAUCAUAUAGUGGUUGAAGGAUAUGGUGAUAGCAGUCGCAAUAACGCUGCAGAUGAUGUAGAAGCAGAUAGUGCUGGUGCUACUGGAGAUAAUACUAAAGUAGGAGAGAUAAAUAAAGGUGCUAAUGACCUAAAGGGUAAUACUACCCUAGAGAUACCAUGUCAAGUAGACAUUGAAGUCAGUGAAUCUGAUACAAAUGAAGCUGCUAGUGACUGUAUAGGAAUGGCAUCUGAUGCAAUGAAUAUUAGUAGACCUGAAAUAAAAGGAAAUAAAGAAUUAACAAAUCAGAAACAAGAUCUGACACUUAACAGCUCGAACAGUUCUCCACAAUUAUGCAGUAGUGAUAAAUCCCCAUACAGAUCUGCUGGUAAGUCAGACAGUUCCAAUUCGGUUGUAUCCAUCCAUUCAGGUGAUGACACAGAGAUAUUUCCUGAAGUGUUCAGCCCCACUACCUCCAGUGGGCAGGCCUCCUUCCAACAGUAUUACAUUAACAAAAGAAACUUGAGCUCUGAAUCACCAAAAGGUCUUGAUGCUCAAUUAAAAAAGACACAAAUGCCUAAGAAAGUGUUUAAUCCUUUUCCAGUCAAGCAUAUGAAUCAAAAUCGAGCAAAAACUGGUAUUAAACUCGGACUUUACACACCAUCAACUUUGCAAGAAUACGAAAGGAGCUUAAAAGGCCAGCCCCUUUGGGGGAAGUGAAAUCUAGUUCUAUGUUGUAAGGUAUUUUUGUCUUAGAUACUGUCAUUUUGCCCUUCCUUGGGCCACUUGUACAUACAACCAAACAGUGUGAAUGUAAACAAGAGUGCAGAAAAUGAUCAAGGGCUUGAGAUCAGGGUCAAAGGUUAUGGAAUAAUAGAGUUUAAGACCUGUUAUCAAAUUCAAGUAUUUGAUUCGCUGCUUCUGUUUCUGAGACUGGUAUCAUAACUAUGUUUUAUAUUACCAUGGACCCAGCAAAAUCAGCAGGAAAAUAGUAUUUUUAGCUCGACUAUUCAUAGAAUAGUAGAGCUAUUGGACUCGCCCAUGCGUCGGCGUCCGCGUCGGCGUCCGUGUCGGCGUCCGCGUCCCCGUCCCGAUUUUGGUUAAGGUUUUGUAUGUAAGCUGGUAUCUCAGUAAUCACUUGUGGGAAUGGAUUGAAACUUCACACACUUAUUCACUGUGACAAACUGACUUACAUUGCACAGGUUCCAUAACUCUUUUUUGCUUUUUUACAAAAUUAUGCCCCUUUUUCGACUUAGAAAUUUUUGGUUAAGGUUUUGUAUGUAAGCUGGUAUAUCAGUAACCACUUGUGGGAAUGGAUUGAAACUUCACACACUUAUUCACUGUGACAAACUGACUUACAUUUGCACAGGUUCCAUAACUCUUUUUUGCUUUUUUACAAAAUUAUGCCCCUUUUUCGACUUAGAAAUUUUUGGUUAAGGUUUUGUAUGUAAGCUGGUAACACAGUAACCACUUGUGGGAAUGGAUUGAAACUUCACACACUUAUUCACUGUGAUGAACUGACCUACAUUGCACAGGUUCCAUAACUCUAUUUUGCUUUUUUUACAAAAUUAUGCCCCUUUUUCGACUUAGAAAUUUUUGGUUAAGGUUUUGUAUGUAAGCUGGUAUCUCAGUACUUACUAAUGGGAAUGGAUUGAAACUUCACAUACUUGUUCACUGUCAUGAUCUGACAUGCACUAAGCAAGUCCGGUAACUCUACUCUUUUUUUUUUCAAAAUUAUGCCCCUUUUUCGACUUAGCAGUUUUUCGUUAAAUUUUUGUAUGUAAUCUGAUAUCUCAGUAUCCACUAAUUGGAUUGGAUUGAAACUUCACACACUUGUUCACUGUCAUGAUCUAACAUGCACUGUGAAGGUCCCAUAACUCUACUUUGCAUUUUUACAAAAUUAUGCCCCUUUGACUUAGCAGUUUUUGGUUAAGUUUUUGUAUGUAAGCUGGUAUCUCAGUAUCCACAAAUUGGAAAGGAUUGAAACUUCACAAACUUGUUCACUGUCAUGAUAUGACAUGCAGUACAGAGGUUCAAUACCUCUACUUUGCAUUUUACAAAAUUAUGCCCCUUUUUCGACUUUUGUAUUCAUUCAAUUGACAAGGCUGUUGAAUAGUCGAGCGUUGCUGUCCUCCGACAGCUCUUGUUCUUCACCUUGGCAAAAAGUAUAUAGAGAGAGAGACUGAAAGUUGUAUAAACGUGAUGAAAAUCUUAUAAAUUAAUGUUUUUCUGAAUCAUCCAAACCUUAGAAUUUUUGUGAGUUUUGUUGAUAGUAUUUGAAGAUUUUUUAAAAUAAUUGUUAAACCUGAGGUUGCAAAAGAUGAUAACUUUGAUUGACUGAAGUAGAUCUCUCUGUGAACUUAUUUGUUGAGACAAAAUUAGCUUUUAAACACUUGUAUAAUGAAUGAACUACUCACUAUUUAAAAACUGUUACUUUGAACCACUUAAAAAUUUUAUAUACACAAGUUCAAUUAAGUCAGUGGUUGGAAUUAUAUUCGUGUAAGUAUUUUGAUCUCUAGUACUUUACCUACUGUUUGUAGGUAUGAAGCAAAUAUGAAAGUGUUCUGCCAAGGAUGUAAAUAGUUCCAUUUUUGUUUGAAAGCUGCAAUUUUCCAGUAGCAUUUUUCUUUUGUACAGUUUUUCUGACAUAUUUGAGAAAUGUUUGCCAUAUUGUGAAUCUCAUGAUGAUAUGUGUCAGAUCCAGAGCCAUUGAUUUGGUUGUGUAAAGUUUUAUUUUUACAUUUUGUUUAAUUAUUAUUUAUAUUUAGCAUAAUACACUUAUACACUAGCUUGUUUUUCUUUACAACAUCUUUUUAGCUCACCAUAGCCAAAAGGUAAAAUUGAGCUAUUAGUAUAACUGGAUACUCUGGCAUCUAUUUUUUUGUAAAGACUUCUUCUCAAGAACAGGUUGAUGGAUGUUCACCAGACAUUGUCUGUAUUGUGGUGGUAUGGAUCUUUCUCAAGUGGUUAUGUAAUAUGGUUUGCCUAAGCUAAAUAUAAAAAAGCCCAUAUCUGAUAUCUUCUCAUGAAUGCUGAAUGCUGUAUAUUGCCUAUACUGAUAUAAGCCUUGUUUGAAUAACUCCUCUUACAGUUGUCAAAGGAUCUGAAGAUCAUGCCCAAGCUUACAGAAAUGUAUUGUGAAUCAUGCCACGUUCAAGAGCUGUGAACCUUUAAAAUUUGCUACAGGGGUAUAUGAAUGACUCGUGUAACAGUAUGUAGCCCAAACAAAAGAAUGUCUAUUAAAUGAACUUACACAUAUUGUCAGGAUAACAUGUACUACUAUAUACCCAAGUAUAAAUACUUCCCCUCCAAAGUAAAUGCACCUUAUCCUGUUUACCAAAAACUGAAAAGCAGUUAUGUAAACCGCAAUAUUUAUAUUGUCAUGAUAUACAUUUAUUACCAUAUACCCCAGUAGAAAUGCCCCUAUAUCCACCCUUUAUAAACAAGCCCCCAUCUCCUGUUUGUAACAAAAAGUUUGAUUUUGCAUACACUUCUGUAAGCAUUAUCACAGUAUACAGACCCCACCCCCACCUCUUCCAAUAAAAAGCCCUGUAAACCUGUAAACCAAAAAAAACUUUUAGUUUUGUCAUUUUAAUUUAUAGCUGAAUGCAUACAUAUUUACUUAAGAAAUGAAAUGUAUUUUUUUGGUGUUCAUGUGAAAUGAACGACGGAACAGGAUCGGCAAAUGCAUGUUUAAUUUGAUGAUCCUGUUCUGUCAUUCAUUUUGCAUGAACACCGAAGAAAUACAAUUCAUUUCAUAUAUUUUCAUUAUAUUUCCUUUCCAUUUGUAAACAAAAUUAUAUCAUAAAUUGCACACAUUUUGUUGUAUUUAACAUUAAAAUCAACUUUCCGGCAAUUCUGUUCACCAGACGGAACAACCGUGACAUCAUCUUAGAACGUUCUCCCUGACUACGCAGACAUCGUCAAAACAGCGGCCUGUUAUUACUAAGCAGCAUUGACGUAACUUUCAUGCCUUUCAUUUUGUUGUUCAUAAGAAAUGAACGUCAAAUUUUUCAGUGGAGAAGAAUAGGGCGAAUGUAAAUAUAAAAAUUUGUUAAACUUAAUAUGUAAGAAAGAUAAGUGGUUUAAAUGUUUCAUUCUUUAAUAUCCUAUAUGCAAGUGUUGUCCCUUUAUUCGUGUGGUUUUGCUGAGCUGCACACCUGCAUUUUCAGAGCUGAAUAUGGAAAAAAGAACAACUCUGUUUUAAAGCGCUUUUGUUUCAAAUGAACCACUUGAUGGAUAUGACCAAAAUGUCUUACAUGAACCUGUUCCAAUUGUAAAGGUCAACAUUAAACAUGUCGCAAGAUUUUGGAAAGGAAGAACUACUCAUGAACUGCUUGGUUAAUCUUCACUAAAACUUGGUUAAAAACACCCUAGCAAUUACCUGUCUUAAGGUUUUCCACAGGAUUCCUUCUUGCUGUGCAUAUGAAUUAAUUUUUUCAGGUGAGCGACUAGGGGCCAACUCGGUCUCUUGUAUUUCAUAAUAUUUACAGUUAUAACCAGGUAAAAGGUUUAAUUUGACAAAUGUAUAUUUAUUUAUUUGUUUUUUGAGUGCAAUAGCCUUUUUUCUGUAAAUUUUCUUAUAUUAAUUAAUGUAUUUACACUAACCGGAUUUUGGUAAAAAAUAUUUCCUUCAAUCAAACAGAAAUUGUAUAUGCUUGUCUACAUAGCUGGAAAAGUAUACAGUUGUCUGAUCAUGUACUAGAAAUAGAUAUUCCUGUCUUUCCAUAGGGAAAAAGGAUCUUUCAUGCCUGAGAGACAGCUGUUUUCCCAACCCUCAGAACAACAUGGAUAUAAAGCCUUCCUAGUGCUUGGUUUUCAAUUCCACACUGUCCCUUUGGUAGGAAAAACCCUGUCUUACAACGGCAGACAUGUAGGAUUCUUGCAUACUUUCCCCGUGAGAGAACUGUGGCCAUAAGUUGAAGCACUGUUUAUUUUUACUAUGAUUUAGUAUUAAAUAUUUUAGUAAAAUGUUUUGUAGCCAUUAGUUUCCAGUCUUGAGUAGAAAAUAUUGGCUGAAAAGAAAAUACUGUUUUUGUGGUAUUUUUAUGCCCCCGAAGGGAGGCAUAUAGUUUUUGAACCAUCUGUCUGUCUGUCUGUCGGUCUGUCUGCAAUUUUCGUGUCCGGUCCAUAUCUUUGUCAUCGAUGGAUGGAUUUUCAAAUAACUUGGCAUGAAUGUGUACCACAGUAAGACGACAUGUCGCACGCAAGACCCAGAUCCGUAGCUCAAAGGUCAAGGUCACACUUAGACUUUAAAGGUCAUUUUUCAUGAUAGUUGGGCGUGUCCGGUCCAUAUCUUUUUCAUCGAUGGAUAGAUUUUCAAAUAACUUGGCAUGAAUGUGUACCACAGUAAGACAACGUGUCGCACGCAAGACCCAGGUCUGUAGCUUAAAGGUCAAGGUCACAUUUAGACGUUAAAGGUCAUUUUUCAUGAUAGUUGGGCGUGUCCGGUCCAUAUCUUUGUCAUCCAUGGAUGGAUUUUCAAGUAACUACACAUGAAUGUAUGGCACAGUAAGAUGACGUGUCGCGUGCAAGACCCAGGUCUGUAGCUCAAAGGUCAAGGUCACACUUAGACGUUAAAGUUCAUAUUUCAUGAUAGUGCAUUGAUGGGCGUGUCCGGUCCAUAUCUUUGUCAUUUAUGCGUGGAUUUUAAAAUAACUACGCAUGAAUGUGUGGCACAGUAAGAUGACAUGUCGCGCGCAAGACCCAGAUCCGUAGGUCAAAGGUCCUAAACUCUAACAUCGGCCAUAACUAUUCAUUCAAAGUGCCAUUGGGGGCAUGUGUCAUCCUAUGGAGACAGCUCUUGUUUGUUUUUGACAAAGUUAAAUACCAAAUUUGUUAACAGUGUUUUAUAUAUAGGAAUGUUCUGUCUCAUACAUAGCUUUAAUUUGUUUUUUGUUACAUACUGAUCAAUUUUAAUUAUACUGUUACAUUUCCAAUUAUUUAAUGAAGUUGUUACAUUUCAAAAUAGUUUUGUUUGUUUGCGUUUUAUUGUAUUCUUCUUUUCUAUUGUGAUGGAUUUUUUUGAAAAUAAUCUCUCCUACUUCCAUUACACAGUGUAUAAUAUACAUGAAUGGUCUGUUUGAUUUAGCAUAUAACAUUUAUUAUACAGUAACAGAAUUGUAUUGGAGAGAAUCCUGUAACAGGUGCCAGUAUAGGUUUAGUUGUGGCAAAAACAACUUAAGGCAUGCAGUUUCAUUUGAUAAUUGUUUUGUAAUGUUUUCUUUUAUAAUUUCUCAGAAAAAAAUAUAGUUGACAAUGUCUAACUUGUUUAACUUCCCUCCCCCUCCCCCCCCCCCGCCCCCCACCCCACUCCACCCUCCAAGCCCCUCCCAAGUUUAGCUAUAUUGAUAUGAAUAAAGAAUAAGCUUAUUGCAUUGCAUGCCAGUUAAUAGGCAGAUAGUUUUGACUGUUGGCUGACAAGCCAUGUAGUAAGUGUUUUAUUACAUUCCAUCGUAAAUACAUUUUCACAAAUUUCACUUUUAUCAAGUAGAAAACCUGUACUGUAAACCAGUCAGUAGUACUAAGAAUGGAUUUAUUUAGUGAUUUAUAUAAGGAGUCCAGUAGUUUUGUCUAUUAUUUGAGACUUGCCAUUUAAUGCAUUUAUAACUUUAUUAUUUGUGAAGAAGUUUGGAGGUCAAAAAUGCAAAUCCCUGGAUGAGGCCAUUUUAAUUGCCGCUAACUGAAAUACCAUUUCACAUUUCUUUCACAAAAACCUGAAAUACUUAACACAACUAACGACAGAUUUUCACACUAUAUGUAUGGCUUCUAAUAUGUUAAAGACAGACUUCAAAUUUCUUAUGUAAAUAAUUUUAGCACAGUAUUGUGAACUGUUAUUGUAUUGUCAAUACGGUAUUUAAUCACCUAUUUUAUAAUUUGAUCUCAAGAUGACUUACUGAGGUUGUUUUUUUUUUGACAUCUGCAAACAAGCUAAUAGGAUAUUUAUAUUAUUUGUCUAAAUACAUAAAUGUUAUAUUAAUGACCACAAUUCAUCUGUAUAUGUCUUAAAUGCUCUGUUUAUUUUCCGAUAGAUUGUAGCGAUAGUGAGAGAAAUUUUCAAACUGCCUUUGUAAAGUAGGUAAAAAUUGAUCCAAUUUUUAAAUUAUCAUCAGACUGUAACAUCUGGACACAAAAUGUAAGGAAUAUAAAAAUGUUGAUUAUUAUAGGAUACAGUUUUCUUUUCUCAUUAAAAGUAUGCAUUACAACUGCACGCAAACAGAGUAAAUGGGUUGUAUUAUAUGCACUGUUGAAUGUUUUCCUAUCAUUCCCUGAAUUAUGUCGAUAAAGAAGUGUGUGUGUUGUUUGUUAUUGUCGAGGAUACAGCAUUUUGUAAUUCGUUGAUUUGUAAGUAAUACAUUAUUUGUUGAAACUGAAUAAUGUCAAUGUAUUAUUUCAUGGAAAUUUAGGAAGCUGUAAAAUAUUUAUUUAGAGAAAGAAAUAGUUAUGAUUCUUUGUUUCUGUAUCUCGCGAUUUUUUAAAUCUCAGCUUAAAAUAUUUGGUUGGAGUAUUUUGUACAUGCUCAGUAUAAUAUUAUAAUUUUAUUAGGUUAAGUACUUGACCUGCACCUCAUAGUGUCAGUACUGGUAAAUGUGUUUUUUAUUGGUGACGGGGGAAGAGAGGGGGAGGGUUGAGGAGGAAAUGGGAAUUUUGAUAUAAAUUGAAGUAAAUACAUUUAAUUUGCAAAUUGCUAGUUUCAUAGCAUACUUACCGAUUUUUUCAUAUCCUGUUUGGAUAUCUAUAAACUGUGCAGAUCCUAGUUUUUUACUGUUAUUUAUGGAUAUAAAUUUACAUAUUUCUCUGCCUUUUGUAUGACAGAUAGAAAAUGUUUAAGGUUAUUUUAUGUUUUGUGUAGUUUAAGAUCUGGUUUUAUAACAGUCUGCUUUAUAGUCGCUAGACUACAAUGAAAAUGCUGAUGUUGGGUGGCAGGUAUUGAAUAAAGUGAGAUAUAUAGUAAAGGUAUGUUUCAACAGUGAAAACUGAUAUGAAAUGGUUUACUAGUAUUUAUGGAAAUAAAACAAUACUUUAUGGUAAGUAGUAUAAGAUGAUUUAUAGGAAUAUAAAUUUACCUUUCAUUGAAAUCCAAGAAAAAUAUCUUUUCGUUUGUAAAGUUUGGUAGAAUAUUUUUGGUAUUUAUUUUUGCAUUGAAUGACUUAGAAAGAGGAGAUAUGCCUGUUAGUAACUAAACAUGAUAUAGAUUUGUAGCUUAACUUUUAGAAAAAUUCUAAUGAAAUGUAUUCUAUUAUCAAAUAUGUAAUUUACAGCCUAAUUUUGUGGUAACAGAAAAAGACAUCGCUAUGUAAUUCAGUUAUGUGAAAUGCUUCUCUUGAAUAUUUCUUACUGUGUCUAGUUCGGUUAUGUGAAAUGCUUCUCUUGAAUAUUUCUUACUGUUUCUAGUUCAGAUAUGUGAAAUGCUUCUCUUGAAUAUUUCUUACUGUGUCUAUUUCAGAUAUGUGAAAUGCUUCACUUGAAUAUUUCUUACUGUGUCUAGUUUAAUUAUGUGAAAUGCAUCUUUUGAAUAUUUCUUACUGUGUCUAGUUGCUUCUCUUGAAUAUUUCUUACUGUUUCUAGUUCAGUUAUGUGAAAUGCUUCUCUCGAGUAUUUCUUACUGUGCCUAGUUCAGUUAUGUGAAAUGCUUCUCUUGAAUAUUUCUUACUGUUUCUAGUUCAGUUAUGUGAAAUGCUUCUCUUAAAUAUUUCUUAUUGUUGCUUCUCUUGAAUAUUCUUACUGUGUCUCUUUCAGUUAUGAGAAAUGCUUCUCUUGAAUAUUUCUUAUUGUGUCUAAUUCAGUUAUCUGAAAUGCUUCUCUUGAAUAUUUCUUACUGUGUCUAAUUCAGUUAUCUGAAAUGCUUCUCUUGAAUAUUUCUUUCUGUGUCUAGUUCAGUUAUGUGAAAUACCUCCCUUGAAUAUUUCUUACUGUGUCUAGUUCAGUUAUGUGAAAUGCUUCUCUUGAAUAUUUCUGAGCCAGGUUCCAUCAACUUACAGUUUACAAAAUUAUGCCCCUUCUUCAAGGUUUUUUUCCAGUCAGUGUUUUAGUGUAAUUAUGGUCCAUCUGCCCUUUCAGACAGACCAUCAUUAAACGUAAGCACUGACUGGAAAAAAAAUGGAAAGGGCAUAAUUUUAUAAACUGUAAGUUUAUGGAAACUGGCUCUUUCAUGAUGCCAUAGACCUAUUCUGCAGAGUUUAAAAGCAUUCAGUACAUUUUUUUCUGAGAAACUUAAUCUAUACAUAGAGCUCUGGAAAGCUUUUAUAUGAGAGCCAGUAUGAGGUGGAAGGGUUUCAGUUAGUUGAACAUGCUCUUUUUACACCAGUAUCUUCUUUUUUGCAAUACUUUGUCUUAAAUUGUUUCAAAAUACUGAAAAUUUGCAUUAAAGGUAUAUUGGACCAUUUUAACUUGUCCACUUUAUAUUCAAGUCCAUGCAUGUAACAAAUUCAGUAUGUUUUUUUUUUUUUUAUGUAAAAAGUAUGUUAAUAUUUUUACAUCUCUUAAAUGACUUUAUAUAUAUAUAUUGGGUAUAUACUGGAUCUGUUGAAUAAGAAUGGUUAAGUUUUGUUUUGUUUUUUGAAAACUUUAAUUAAAUGAUAAAAUCCAUGA